Paraglomus occultum is the source of this 300-nucleotide messenger RNA. Lineage: Eukaryota; Fungi; Glomeromycota; Glomeromycetes; Paraglomerales; Paraglomeraceae. The record is from the annotation of a GenBank genome assembly.
AUGGAUCGUGCUUAUUAUACAAACUACAGGCCGAUACCUUUGUCAGACCGAAUAAAGAAAUCACGACUGACUAUCACUACUGGCUCUUAUAAAAUCGAUACUCCAACGCUAGGAGAGCUCUCUGAAAUACUUACAUCUCUCGACCUUCCUGAUGCUAUGUCGAUUGAAGAAUUUUUAAGUAACCUCGAAGAACAGGACGUUUAUGUAAUUCCUGACGACAACGAACUUGUUGAAUUAUGUAGGAAACAGACAGACUUACCUACUAAUAGCAAUAGCGAGGAAUCCGAUGACCCGAAAUAA